Marchantia polymorpha subsp. ruderalis is the source of this 3431-nucleotide messenger RNA. NCBI's taxonomy places the organism in Eukaryota, Viridiplantae, Streptophyta, Marchantiopsida, Marchantiales, Marchantiaceae. The record is from the annotation of a GenBank genome assembly.
UAAUUUUAUCUGAGAAUCGGCCUUGUGGUCACAGGGCCAGUCAGUGGGUCUCGAAUGGUACAAGGUAUGGAUGUAUGUAUGACAGCAACCGUUUGACUCAAGCUUCCAUCGAAUCUCGAACGUCACUGGUCUACCUCUGGGCACCACAAUCUUUACUGUUACGAGCUCCGAAAGUUCCAUACAUCAAAUCCCUCUGCCAUGCCACGAACGAUGCCAUCCGAAUCAAGCUUCCAGUUGACCGGGCUCCGUCCCUUGCACAUAGACUAUGUAUUCGCACCGGAUUCCGAUCCUUCGUAUACGAGCCCAGCAGCAAUGGGACCAGCCGUGCACAAUAAUAAUAUCGACCUCCGGCCAUGGUAUCGAAUCGGGAACGGGUUGCACAAACUUCGCAUCACGCCCUUUCGUGCCCAUGUGCCCUUGUGCCCAUGUAGCCUGCGGGGCCGCUUAACCCGACUGCUAAUUGCCUGAAGUGCUCACGACUGAACCCGAGAGUUUCACCUGCUGCUGGUGCUGUUGCUUUCACCUGGUUCACAGAUCGAGCGUCAUUUGGUUGUCGUGAAGGAAUGGGGUAACAUGGCCCCAUUCAUGUUACCCCAUUCAUGAUCUGAAGGGGUUGGACUUCGACAUGAACUGGAUACGGGGGGUUGAGCACGCCAUUCGGAGAGUCGUCUCCAACAGCGAAGACAAGUAUUUGUUUUACUAGCAUGGGAGAUCGUAGAGAGGACUCUGAAGGUGGUGGUGUGCAGUUCUAGUGAGAUCUGGUGAGGAGUGCCCUUCGUAGCCGAUAAUAUCGGACCUGCAAGCUACUUGAGAGCUUGUCUGCAUCGGCCGUCGAGAUCACGCGCACUAGGCUUUUGCAACUGACCUCAACGAGUAGUAUUGUCGACGAAGCUUUUGUCUCGCCUUUGAAGCUCGACAAGUUCAUCAUGGAAUCCACAAUCGGACACUGGUUUGGAUCUUCUCAUUGGGUAGGUCAAAUAGCCUCUCUCUCUCUCUCUCACGAAAAUCGCAACACCGUCGAGUAGGUAGUUGAAAGAUCUUCGAGCAUCGGCUGCACCGGUGGGUUGGGAUACACUAUAAAUAACAAUAUUAUAGUAUUGAAUGGAUCGGGGAUAUCGAAGUCAUGAUUAGCGGUGAUAGCGAGAUAUUUUGAUCGUCAUCCUGACAGUUGUUCAAAUGAUAUCGUUCGACGAUCGAGCGAAACAUCCAAACAGACAAUCCCCUACCUGCGCGAUGCUAGAGUUGUACAUGGGGUAAAGUUCAAUUUAUCUCCCCACCAAUGACCUCACGGGACCAGAAAAGGUCUCACCCAUCAUCCAUCCUCAGCUUUUGCCGCUGUACCAGACAGUUAGCUGAGCGAGGGACGGUUACUGAAACAUAUGACACGCUCUGACAGUUUUGUUUUUCCUGAACCAUCCAUAUAGCAGAAAAUCUUGUGCCCUUCGAGCAUCAUCCCUGCUCAGCUCUUGUGCCUUCGACGAUGCCUGCAGAAUUCAGUGCAUCACGAUCACUCUCUCGCCAUCACAGGCCUCUUGUCUCGGGCCCGUGCUCUGAUUACUUUUGGUCUCCGUUCUCGAGCUCCCGAGCUCUCUCCUAUGUACUCACUUUCCCAUACCUCGCAGUUGCUGGAGCAUCUUUGCUGGGUCCGCCUCAGGUGUAUAAUAUAUAGGCCUUGCGGGGCUGCCAGCAUCAUAUGUCUUGGCUGCGUGCCAGCUUUCUCACUCACUCACUCACAUGUCGACUGCUCUCGGACUCGGAUAGAAUGUCACACCGAGAACACGCGUGGAAAUAUAUAAGAAUAGGAAGUAGAGCACUGUUGUUGUAAAAUGGAGAGAAAGUAACGAGACUGCGCGAGUUCCGAGAACAAUGCGAGCAUUCCUCGCUUGCAUUCAAUGUUCAUAUCUCUCAAAUCCAUUCGACAGUCGUGUACAGUGAGAUUUUGCACGCGCCACAUAUCUACUAUUGCUUUUCUGCUCGAUUCGCCAAAUCUAUGAGCUUCCCAUUGCCUUCGACACAAGUUGGGCAUGUCGACCAGCGGCCAGACUACAGCGAGCGUUGAACUGGAAGCCUGGACCCCGUCUGCCCGAGCCCGAGCCAUGCACACUCGGUUCGAAUCAGAAUGCCUCGCUCGAGCACCAAUUCGUGAUCUGGUCCAGACGCACCUCUGAUUCACUGUGCAAGGCUUUUGAUCUGCCGCUGAUGUCCUCUGCAGCAGUUUGCUGUCCGCACAGUGGCGUCCGAGCUCGUCCGUGUCCACUUCGUCCGAACGUACAGAGUGAUGAGUUUAUUAUCUUCCGAGUCGCUUCUACAACCCCGCGAGAGAGACUUUUGGCUAUCAAUCACACUGUUGGCCUUACUGAGUGCUACCGAGUGCUGACGUUUCGGUACAAGCCAUGUACGAUGGGCAUGGUUCUCAUUUGCGGUCUCCCAUCAGUCACAUGUCGGUCGGUCUGUCUGUCUGUCUAUCAUGGGCUCGUGCUGUUUUUAACUGAAUAAUAUAUAUGCCGGCCAUGCACUCGAGCAACCUGCAAGAGGUGAGUCGGCUCGGAGGCCAUUGUGGCAUUCCUUCUUUCCUUCUGCAACUGCUGUUUCCUCCAGUUUCUGGCAUCAAUCCUCAAGUCAACCGCAGGCAGGCGUUCCGGGAGACGAGAUCGACUGGAUGGUUCAUCAUUCUACGAGUCGCCCUCUUACAUCUUAUGUCUUGGAUGGGAUACACAGUCAGUAGAAAAGCCCACUUGCGGUGGAGUUUGUCAAUAGAAAACUGAGAUGGAUGAUCGGGAAAUGUGGACUACGAAGAAUUCCACUGCAAUGUAGAACUGCUGCACUUGUGGAGAUUGAUUCUCCAUUUGUCCGCAUCGAGAAGGCAGCUACUGUCUUCACGGUCCGUGAUCACAAGCACCUCGUGGUCGGUGUGGAUGGUCACUAGUUCUUCAAGGCAUUCUGUUGCACCGGUAUUCAGACCACCCUUCCCUUCCACAUGAGAGAAGAUCAGCAAAACACUUUGCACUUGGAUAAUGAAAGCGAGGUGGCAGCACAGAAAGAAUUGAAACAAACUCGACCUGAUCCCCACGAUGGUUCACUGGCGGUGGGAGAGUGGAACCGAGCCUCGAGUUCGAAAGCAGUUGACGCUUAAAAGCCUUAAAAUUGGCCCUGAAACCAGACAUGCAUCAUAUUCUGCAGAAAACACUCCGCACAUCAUGUUCAACUGCCUGUCACACGAGAUUCCAAACUAACGCAUUAUAGAGCUGAUGACAGCAAAUGGCUGGGCCCUUCGUAGGAUAGAUGCGGAAUUCGCUAAGCAAUCGACUUUAUCUUACAAUAUCGAGAAACAUGUGAAUGACGAGCCUGUCAUUGCGUACACUCCAUCAUUCUGCCCAGAGGUCGGGGAUUGAAAUAAGCUACAGUCUGCCCAUAUGUGGGCCUAACUCGCC